AUGGCAGCGGAGGAAUUCACCAACCCACAAUCUCCUGCUCACGCAACCGAAUCUUCAACAAUCCCCCCCUAUACAAGUGAAAGUGAUAAUGAGGAAGAGGAAUGCACCACAACUGUUUUAGAGCCGUCAACUGAUGCAAUAUCAGCAACAUCUACCACACCCCCUGCACAAGUUGUGGCUGCAACAACUACAAUAUCUACCACAUCCACUGCACAAGUUGUGGCUGCAACAUCUACCACACCCACUGCACAUGUUGUGGCUGCAACAACUGCAACAUCUACCACACCCACUGCACAAGUUGUGGCUGCAACAACUGUCUCCUCUGCUCCUAAGUCAGAAUCAGUUUUAGACGAAGAGAUGGCAGCGGAGGAAUUCACCAACCCACAAUCUCCUGCUCACGCAACCGAAUCUUCAACAAUCGCCCCCUAUACAAGUGAAAGUGAUAAUGAGGAAGAGGAAUGCACCACAACUGUUUUAGAGCCGUCAACUGAUGCAAUGUCAGCAACAUCUACCACACCCCCUGCACAAGUUGUGGCUGCAACAACUGCAAUAUCUACCACAUCCACUGCACAAGUUGUGGCUGCAACAUCUACCACACCCACUGCACAUGUUGUGGCUGCAACAACUGCAACAUCUACCACACCCACUGCACAAGUUGUGGCUGCAACAACUGUCUCCUCUGCUCCUAAGUCAGAAUCAGUUUUAGACGAAGAGAUGGCAGCGGAGGAAUUCACCAACCCACAAUCUCCUGCUCACGCAACCGAAUCUUCAACAAUCGCCCCCUAUACAAGUGAAAGUGAUAAUGAGGAAGAGGAAUGCACCACAACUGUUUUAGAGCCGUCAACUGAUGCAAUAUCAGCAACAUCUACCACACCCCCUGCACAAGUUGUGGCUGCAACAACUGCAAUAUCUACCACAUCCACUGCACAAGUUGUGGCUGCAACAUCUACCACACCCACUGCACAUGUUGUGGCUGCAACAACUGCAACAUCUACCACACCCACUGCACAAGUUGUGGCUGCAACAACUGUCUCCUCUGCUCCUAAGUCAGGUCUUAAGCAAUCCACAAACUUUGAGACUCUGAUUAAGGGUAAAGCCAUCGUCAGUCACCACAUCAGCUUCUCCUUCACGGCGUCAAGUUUCAUCGAUUGCGGCCACCGCUGCCUCGAAGACAGCUCCUGUUCAUGUUUCACGUACAUCGCCGAGGAGAAUGCUUGCUGA
Molecule: messenger RNA, 1221 nt
Organism: Lytechinus pictus (painted urchin)
Lineage: Eukaryota; Metazoa; Echinodermata; Echinoidea; Temnopleuroida; Toxopneustidae
Exons: 8
Coding region: 1-1221 (406 amino acids)
Source: RefSeq, a predicted model, not a curated record